Molecule: messenger RNA, 1950 nt
Organism: Exophiala aquamarina CBS 119918
Lineage: Eukaryota; Fungi; Ascomycota; Eurotiomycetes; Chaetothyriales; Herpotrichiellaceae
Product: cell division cycle 14
Exons: 3
Coding region: 1-1950 (649 amino acids)
Biological process (GO): positive regulation of cytokinesis; protein dephosphorylation; microtubule cytoskeleton organization
Cellular component (GO): mitotic spindle; nucleolus; mitotic spindle midzone
Molecular function (GO): protein tyrosine/serine/threonine phosphatase activity; protein serine/threonine phosphatase activity
Source: RefSeq, a predicted model, not a curated record
AUGGCCCAUUCUGCCAGUUAUGGUCAGGUCAUUGAGUACAUCCAAGAUCGCUUGUAUCUCGCUUCCUACACUCAAGCGCCUAAUGAGCACACUCCAUUUCCCUAUCCCUCUACUCAAGCAAAGAGAUCGCCUCAUAAAAAGCCCUCGAGAGUACAACCCACACCUGCGUCUCCAGCUUUGCGCCCGCCACCUGUCUACUUUACAAUUGACGACACUCUCCUCUACAAUGCAUUCCACGCCGAUUUUGGCCCAUUGCAUAUUGGACAUCUCUACAGAUUUGCUGUUCAAUUCCAUGAGAUCUUGGGUGAUCCGGCCAAUAAUGACAGGGCUGUUGUCUUCUGGUCCAGAGCCGAUGCGAGAAGCCGAGCCAAUGCAGCAUGUCUGGUAGCCUGCUACAUGGUCCUUAUUCAAGCUUGGCCUCCCCAUCUUGCUCUGGCUCCAAUUGCUCAAGCCGACCCUCCCUACAUGCCUUUCAGAGAUGCAGGCUACAGCCAAGCAGAUUUCAUCCUCAAUAUUCAAGAUGUUGUAUAUGGUGUAUGGAAGGCCAAGGAAGAGAACAUCUGCCAGUUGAAAGAAUUCAAUCUUGAAGAGUAUGAACGAUAUGAAAGAGUUGAUAUGGGUGACUUCAACUGGGUAUCGCCCCAGUUUGUCGCCUUUGCUUCACCCCAGUCUGAACCUGUAGCACCUAUUCCUGUUACCUCUCCAGCUUAUACAACUCUGCCAUCCUGCAUACCCGAGAUUUCAAGUGCGAGGAUAGGCCAGCCUUUCAAGAACGUGCUCACCCACUUUGUCCAACGUGACGUUGGCUUGGUUGUGCGACUCAACUCGGAGCUGUACUGCCCCACCUACUUCACUGCUCUGGGUAUCCAACACCUUGAUAUGAUCUUCGAGGAUGGAACUUGCCCUGCACUUCCCAUCGUGCGCAAAUUCAUCAAGCUCGCUCAUGAUAUGAUUGUUAAGAACAAGGCUAUUGCUGUCCACUGCAAGGCUGGCCUUGGUCGGACUGGAUGCUUGAUAGGUGCAUAUCUCAUAUACCGCCACGGUUUUACUGCCAAUGAAGUCAUUGCCUUUAUGCGUUUUAUGCGCCCAGGAAUGGUAGUUGGUCCACAACAACAUUGGCUGCAUCUGAAUCAAGGUCAAUUCAGGGAGUGGUAUCUCGAAGAUCAGUGGAAGGCUAAGAUGGAACUGGCCAAGCCCACCACUCCUCGAAUCAUGUCGGCCAAAACACCCAUGCGCAUUCCCAGUGGUACCCAGACCGCAACACCAAAUCGUUCCAGUGUACAGCGAGCAGCUCUUGGAGAGAUCGACGGAAAUGAUGUCUCCAAUGGUUCUUAUCAGGACGAGAAUUUACCAGCCCCAACACCUGGCCAACCAAGAAAAUACGCCCGAAUGGACCCCAGAAACCAUCCCUAUGCUCGAUCAACCUCAAAUUCCAUGCGCGUCAGUGGCUCCAAGGCCGAUGAAGCUCAAAUGUCGGAGCAUCGUCAGAGUACAAAUGGCGGUGACAGCGAGGAAGAGUUGAUUCUCCAGAGAGCAGCUCUUCGGAGAAGUCAAAGCCGAAGCCCCAGUAGUAAAGGAAAGGCUCGAAGUGUUUCAUACACAACCACCACCACCACCAUGACCAAAACUUUUGAUGUUGCUGAUCCGAUGGGCAUAUACGAGGACGACGCUGAGAUGAAUUUCCAAAUGGAGGAUACCAAUGCCAUCUGGGAUGAACUCGCCCAAGAGCAAGAAAACCUGAAGCUUAGCACCAAAAAUGACAAGGUCCAGGUUGGAAGCAAGCCAAAAACUCCACGAUCGGCCAGUGGGAUGGGAGCCAUGAGUGUUUCAAAGACGAGAUCUCUUCGAGAGUCUCCUCGACGAAGUGGUGCUGAGGAUAAGACAAAGGUUCGCAAGACCAGUAACCGUGUUGCUAGUGGAAGCCAUGCACCUAUGGCUGUCAAGCGGUGA